GUUGUCUUGGAGUGGAGUAGAGACCAGUACCAUGUUAUGUUUGAUUCCUACAGAGACAACGUCGCUGGCAAAUCAUUUCAGAAUCGGCUGUGUUUGCCCAUGCCAAUCGACGUGGUGUACACCUGGGUGAACGGCACAGAUGUUGAGCUGAUCAAAGAGUUGCAACAGGUCAGGGAACAGAUGGAGGAAGAACAGAAAAUAAUGAGGGAAAUGCUUGGAAAGAACGCAACAGAACCAACAAAGAAGAGUGAGAAGCAACUGGAGUGUUUGCUGACACACUGCAUCAAAGUGCCGAUGCUUGUCCUGGAUCCUGCACUGCCUCCCAACCUCACCCUGAAGGACCUGCUGUCCAUUCAUCCUGCUUUACAAGCUGCUAACAAUAUGUUCUUUGUAGCAAAACCAAAAAACCCUUCUACUAAUGUGACAGUAAUAGUUUUUGAUAGCCCUAAGGAUGUUGAAGCUGCCCAUGCUGGAAUGAUAAAAGACAACAGCAAACACAUAGUAUGGAGAGCUUACUUGACUACAGACAAAGAAGUUCCAGGUCUAGUAUUAAUGCAAGACUUGGCCUUCCUUAGUGGGUUUCCAGCUACAUUCAAAGAGACAAAUCAGCUGCGAACGAAGCUGCCAGAGAGCCUAUCUGCUAAAGUAAAGCUGUUGCAGCUCUAUUCCGAAGCCAGUGUGGCUCUCUUGCAACUGAAUAACCCCAAGGGUUUCCAAGAACUGAGCAAGCAAGCAAAGAAGAACAUGACUAUAGAUGGGAAAGAACUGAUCCUUAAUCCUGCUUAUUUACUCUGGGACCUCAGCUCUGUCAGUCAGUCCAAACAGGAUGAAGACAUUUCUGCCAGCCGUUUUGAAGACAACGAAGAGCUGCGAUACUCCUUGCGCUCCAUAGAGAGACACGCGCCCUGGGUGCGGCACAUCUUCAUCGUCACCAACGGGCAGAUUCCUUCGUGGCUUAACCUGGAUAACCCCCGGAUAACUAUAGUGACACAUCAGGAAAUCUUUCAGAACGUGAGUCACUUGCCUACCUUCAGUUCACCAGCCAUUGAAAGUCACAUUCACCGUAUCAGUGGCCUUUCACAGAAGUUCAUUUACCUCAACGAUGAUGUUAUGUUUGGGAAGGAUGUUUGGCCUGAUGACUUUUACAGUCACUCAAAAGGUCAAAAG
This is a messenger RNA of Acanthisitta chloris (rifleman), 1167 nucleotides long. It is a transcript of the gene GNPTAB, whose product is annotated as N-acetylglucosamine-1-phosphate transferase, alpha and beta subunits. Gene Ontology annotation, biological process: N-glycan processing to lysosome; carbohydrate phosphorylation. The annotation marks the transcript as partial. Gene Ontology annotation, molecular function: UDP-N-acetylglucosamine-lysosomal-enzyme N-acetylglucosaminephosphotransferase activity. Lineage: Eukaryota; Metazoa; Chordata; Aves; Passeriformes; Acanthisittidae. Gene Ontology annotation, cellular component: Golgi apparatus. The record is from RefSeq and is a predicted model, not a curated record. The transcript has 9 exons.